Molecule: messenger RNA, 1281 nt
Organism: Aphidius gifuensis
Lineage: Eukaryota; Metazoa; Arthropoda; Insecta; Hymenoptera; Braconidae
Product: proteasome activator complex subunit 4-like
Exons: 3
Coding region: 223-1281 (352 amino acids)
Biological process (GO): proteasomal ubiquitin-independent protein catabolic process
Cellular component (GO): nucleus; cytosol
Molecular function (GO): proteasome binding; peptidase activator activity
Source: RefSeq, a predicted model, not a curated record
UUUUCUUGACCAUCAAGUCUGACACUUAUCUUUUUAAUAUUAUUAUUGUUUUUAAUAUUUAUUAUUCAUAUAAACAAAAAGACUUAUACACUCAACCUAUAUCUGUCUUUAUUUAGUUUUUCUACCUUUUUUUUUUCGCGUAUGGUCAUUUGGAUAAAAAAAAAAUUAUCAGAGAUGGCUGCCAACAACCGGGAAAAUCAUGACUCAAUGAAAAUGAAGUAAAUGGAUCUUCAAAAAGCAGUUGAUUUAUUUACUAUGUUGGAUGAGACAACUAAGCUGGUAUACAACAUGAGGGAAGACGACGACGACAUCACAAUGGAAUCAUCAACAGAGAGUCUUGGUUUAGAUUAUCAAGCAGUAAAUAAGUACAAUGAUUUAUUACCUUAUGCUGAGGAAUUGGAGAAAGAAGCAAAAAUUUUACUGCCAGAAAUAAAAGGUCAAUUGGGACAAGCUAUCAUGCUAAGACGUAUUGAACCUGAUACACUAAAUGCUGUUGGUAAAUUACGAAUGUACAUGAAGCUUUACAGUUUAAGAUUCACCAAAGAGGAUCAUAUUUUACUGAUAAAAUUGAUGUAUGAACUAGUGACAAUUCCUGAACUUGAACAAUAUCUUGUCAAUGUAUUUGGUGGUAUAUUAUUGAACUUAUUGCGAAAAAGAGAACUCAUUGAACCAAGUGAAUUGGUAUUAGAAUGGAGACCAUUGUAUGACUUGAAAAAACGUUCAGUUACUAUGCCUUCAAAUAGCAUGUAUCGGUUUUCUCAACGAUGCUUGAAAAUGAUUGAAAGUUUAAUAUGUGAUGCAAAAAUAUAUUUUCCAUUAACAGCAACAAGAGAAAUACUUGAUGAAUUAAGACCACAAAUAUGUCCACUUGAUACAAGAUCAUCACCAGCUAUCUUUGAUUUAUUAGAUUUAUUUUUACCAGUACAAUUAUUUCCAAAUGAUUCACAUAUGGGUUAUGGACUUUGGUUUGAUGAAUUUAUGAAACUUUGGGAAAUUUGUAAUAAUGCACCAGUAUGGGAACAUUCAAUGAUGACACUUAUGUCAAGAUUAGCAUGGUUUAAUAUUGGUUAUAUUGAUUGGGAACCAUAUAUACCAAUAAUGACAACGCGAUUUAUGAGAUGUCUCAAUUUGCCAGUUCAUUAUAAAAAUACAAAAAUACCAAAAUCUCAUAAAGUUACAACAAAUUCAGUAGCAAUAUGGGUUGUAUCAAUAUUGGGAAAUAAAUCAAGUGGACAAUUUCAUUUGGAAAAUUUUAAAAAACAUUGGAACAUAUUUACCUGA